AUGAAAUACGUAGACCUUGAAACCGACUCGCCAUCCAUGGUCGCCGAUGAUCUUAAUGGGCUCUGUACCGUAUGUAAGACGAUCGACCUCGUCUUCUUAACUAGGGAAUCCUGUUGUCGGAGCGAUGAUAAAAAGUGCAUAUUAUCUAUCGGCCCCCUGGGCUACGUCCUCGACAAAGCUGUGUUUUGUGCCGCUUGUCUCCUGAUACAGGCUAUUGCUGCUUGCUCCUCUACGAGAGUCAACGCCGAGGACUCCGUUCUGGUUAGAAAGUUAUACCUUAGAAGUGAAAAUCGCAUAAGAAAAAUAGAUGAUAGCAAUUUCAUAGAAGGGCAUGGACUUCCAAUGCGAGAUAGCAGAGUUAUCCAGGAUUAUAGAGCUUUAAAAGCUGAGGAUGGUCUCGUCGAGGUUGCCUUAGCAUUACAUCAGGAAAUGGUGAUAGGGCAAAUCAUCAGAUCGCAAGUUGCAGGACCAAAAGGUGCCACACAGCAUGCGAAUUGUGACAAUUCGGAAGCGAUACAGGUUGUUAGUCGGGAGGUGCCCCCGACCCUCAGCAUUAGUUUACUAAAGGACUGGAUACGCCGUUGCUACGGCGGACCUUCCAGGAGGCCAUCCUCGCUCGGCGUGUCAUCGUCUUUACAGAACACCAAGUGUACUGGAAUUGCCGCGAGGACGCCUGGCGCGAAGAGAUUCUCCGGAAGAGAGUUUACGGAUACAGGGGACGUGAUCUGGGCGUUUAUGGGGCUUCUCAAGCUGCAAGCUCCGCGAUUUACCCAGGGCUAUCGCGGCUCUCACCAUAGAGUGCCCAUGGGAAAGGACCGGCUAUUUACGCUGGACUUCCCAUCGUGGUCGUGGCUAGCAUCGUCAGAGUGGCAUAAGCCUUUACUCAUUGGAGAUGCGAUAUAUCCAAAUCCCCAGACUGCGGAAGGAGGCCAGAGUAGUAGCCUUCCCAAAGAUAUUUCAGAUACCUCUCAACUUGCUUCUCCCCUUUUUAAAGUGGCCCAAGGCGAAGGGAUACUAGACUAUGGGCUCCUCCAAUUUACGGCCCAGACCGCAAAGCUGCGGUUCAAGCAGACAAGCAAGCAGGAAACCAAGAACAAAUGGGUAAAAGCAAAAGCCUAUUGUUUAUGGGGCAGAUACAUCGGUAAGUUAACAAUUACUAGCAGCUUCUUCGGGGAUAAGUCGAAGCGGGUCGGCGAGUGCGUUCUACUGUCGACAAACACGUUCAGAUAUUGUCCGCUUAAUAAAACGCACAAUGUUAUGUUGAUCGAGCGGGAUGGGGACAUGGCGUACAGGAAAGGCUUGGGGGCGAUAAAGAAAAACGUCUGGGCCAGAGUCAAAGCCAAGAGCAAGCGUAUGGUAUUGGGCUAACUGGCUUUCUGUCAAGAGACACGGAAGAAUACCAUGUCCCAAGCGGCUCUGAGUGGUACCUACUUGAGAAUCACGAGGCAGUCAUCAUUACCCCAUCCCAUGCCUCCAUAUCCAUCUUUCCCGAGCAUGAUCCAGUGCCAAGCCCAUCUAUGCCAUCAGUGUUUGUAAGAUUCACCUUUCUUCCUUCCAAACAACCGAACAGGGUAACUUUCUUUGUGCCAAAGCAUCAUAGCCUUCUGGUCUGUCCACUUACGGAAUGCUGAAGGCCGA
This is a messenger RNA of Daldinia caldariorum, 1638 nucleotides long. RefSeq lists its product as uncharacterized. The record is from RefSeq and is a predicted model, not a curated record. The transcript is spliced from 4 exons. NCBI's taxonomy places the organism in Eukaryota, Fungi, Ascomycota, Sordariomycetes, Xylariales, Hypoxylaceae. Bases 1 to 1368 code for a protein of 455 amino acids.